Messenger RNA from Alligator sinensis (Chinese alligator), 1768 nucleotides. RefSeq lists its product as uncharacterized. The coding region runs from base 652 to 1731 and encodes 359 amino acids. Lineage: Eukaryota; Metazoa; Chordata; Crocodylia; Alligatoridae. The transcript is spliced from 6 exons. The record is from RefSeq and is a predicted model, not a curated record.
AGCCACUUCUCCAAGUACUGAGUUGCAGGGUUUUUAGACAUCCACUCUGAUUGGGCCACAUGAGCACGCCUGUCUAAAGAGAAAGCAAGACUGCACUGAACAAUCAGAGCUGGGGCCACAGUAACUUCAGGACACAGCACUGACAGGGGCACCGAAAGCUUUGUGUCCCAGGAAACCAGCUCCAACAGCCUCCCAGCUCUUGCUCCUCUCCGGCACAGGCAUGUCCCUGUCUCCCCGCAGCCUGGCAUCUUUAGCAUUCUCCCCUCAUUGCCGCUGAGCAAUUGUAGCCGCUAAAAGGAGCUGAUCACAGCAGCUUUUCAUUGCAUCGCUGCUGCUCUUCCCCACUUCUGGAUCAUUUCCCCAGAGGGUUCAGCAACUCCGGGUGCCUGUAGGAUAAGGAAUCGUCCUCUGGGAAGUGACAGGAUUUCCCACGAAGCCGGAGCGGAGUAGGAGUGCACCUGGGAGCUGGCUCCUUGCUGCUAGAACAAGAAGUGGGGACUCUUUGCUUGCUUCCCCCAAGAGAUAUUUUUUUCCCUUCCUUUUCCAGUUAAUUUGAAUGAAAGAGCAAGUGACUGAAACCACCUGGCUCCCACCCUCCUCUCCUGGUUCUUCUUUGCAGCGGCUCCUUUUUCCCCUGGCUCCUGAGAGACAAUGGAGCUUUUCAAGCUGAGCCUGAGUUGUAUCUGCCUCCUGCCUUGGCUACAGGUAUCGGAGGGGCAAAGCUUCCUCAUAAAGAACAUCCGGUUGGAAAAAUGCAUUCACAUCACCCACCACGAGAGCAUCGGGAUUGGCCUGGCUGAUUGCAAGCUCCACUCUCAGCAGCAGCAGUGGAGCUGGGACCCCAGCACCAAGUCCAUUGUCAGCCUUAAAACCAAACAAUGCCUGACUGUCCACAAGCCGCAGGACUUUGCACUGGCCAGGCUGGAGCCAUGUGGGGACAGGGAGCAUCAGGCCUGGGCUUGCAGCAAGAAGGGUCACUUGACCUUGCAAGGUCUGGGCUUGCACCUCAAUACAAAGCAAGGAAGUCACAAGGUCUUUGUGUCAAGGGAGAAGGACAAGUUCAGCAAGUGGAAGACCCUGACGGAUGAACCCAUCUGUGCCGUUGGCCUGAUGGCGGUUCCUGGGCUGGCUGACCCGAUCCAGAGCACUGCCAGCGGGCUGCUGUGGCCUCACGAAACUAAAAUCAUCAGUUCUUCACCAAAGACCCAUGUCCCCUCGAGGGCUUUUCCUAUGGAGUCUGCUACCCCAAGUCUGGCCAAUAACCUGAACAGCACAGUCUCUGCACUGGAGAGCAAACCGAUGCAUUUAAAAACGAAGGAUGCACAGGCCACUAAUUUGAGUAUCUCUGCUCCUUCCCUCAUAGAGGGGCACAGAGGGAAGCAGCACGGCCACCGAGGGAAAGCGGCUGGACCUCGGCAAGGAGGCACCAACUGGAAGACGGCCAUGCUGGUCCUCAGCCCCUUAGCUUUUAUACUGGGGCUAAUUAUACUGAUGCUGAACGUCCAUUAUAACAAGAAGAAGAAGAUCCUCAACGCAUUGAAGCCCUACCCAGAGGACAGCAGUACAGCGGACUCAAAAGAGCGAUCUUCAUGUUUGGGGCCAGCAGGCACACGGCAGUACGAUGUUCCAGCCUCUCGCUCCCCUUCCUUGAGGCAUGGGGAGAUCCUGAUCGAGUGGAAGGAUGGGACCGUCACUCCUCUUUUUGACCAUGCCAAAUAUCAAAUAGAUUAACUGAAAUAAUGGAGCCAACAACGAUGCCCUCCAAUAA